This is a messenger RNA of Haliotis rufescens (red abalone), 5727 nucleotides long. RefSeq lists its product as uncharacterized. Bases 727 to 1230 code for a protein of 167 amino acids. Lineage: Eukaryota; Metazoa; Mollusca; Gastropoda; Lepetellida; Haliotidae. The transcript has 6 exons. The record is from RefSeq and is a predicted model, not a curated record.
UGUAGUAGGCGAGAUGCAAUUCCUGCCAUCCCAUGUAGAGACAGAGCUAACCAUUGGCUAGAGGGUGUAUAUUCGGGUGGCCGGUCACAAACCACUAACAGGGUCAAUCUUGGAAGGAAGAGACAGUGAAAUAUUAAUGAGCCAUGUCAGGGAGAAGUUUGGGUGAUUAGGUUGAACUGUGCACUGUGCACUGUGAUGCCCGUGACAAGUAUGUUUAUAUAGACAGAAGGUUUCACCCACUAUCCCAUGUGCCAUUGAUUAUCAGUGUAAGUGGUUUCCAAGGAGGAUAACAGUUUUGUUUUAUGUGAUUGGCAGGAAGCUUUAUCCAUGCCAUUGAUUUGUGAUGUCACGGCGACUGUCAAGGAAUUUCACCCCAGCCGGAUAAACUGUGAGCAGUGUUAUUCUGUUUAUUGGUAACCAUUCAACGACAAGUCUUUGUCAAUAUCAGAGCAAAUGUGUGCCAGGCUUGAAUCCGUAUUGUGUAUACAUGCCGACUAGCUGACCACUUGUAAUAGCCGUGUCUGUUUCCCCUCCUUGCAGAUCCGGAGUGUAUAGACUGGUGGCGGGUGAUAUGGACUCGUAUUCCUGGCUAGGCUCAGCUAGCGUAUGUCAUGACUAGGAUAUACAUUACUAUGGGACUUACUGUUGAUGGAUAUAGACGGUGAAACAGACUGUUGAGUAGAGCGAGCGUUUGUGCUGCCACCAGGGGGCGACACUGCUGCCUCCAUGUGGUUGCUACCCGAGCCUACCAUGGGCUGCGGAAGGAGUAAGCAUAGCUCCAAAAACAGCUCCGAUGACUCCGCCGACCGUGAAGUAAAGCAAGCACAGAAACUUCUCGCAAAGACGGACAAGAGCAAUAAAAUAGGUGACAAGAAGGAGAAUGAGGACCCUAUUCGAACGAACACAGUCAAGAAUGGAGGCAGCAAGAGAGAGAGGGCGGCGAGAAAACAAGAAGAAAAGCUGACAUUAUCCCCCCUCAAAUCAGCAAACACAAACUUUGUAAAUAACGGAACCGUGAAUGUUUCCAAUACAAGAGAUGUGCAAGACAGUCAUAAAAGUGACAAGUUUUUGGAGAGUCGAACACGAACAUCCUUUAAGGACAGGCCGGCACCGGGCAAUCCUCAAAAUGUGCAAAAUCUUACAACUAGUCAAAUAGAAUUUUUCAAAAUGCUGGAUGAAAAAAUAGAACAAGGAAGAGAUUACGAUGUUGAGGAAUCCUCCGAAGACUGACCUCUACCUUCCACCCCUUUCAUUGAGAAAUGGACUCUCCCAUCCUGCCAGCUAUCCCACAAGCAACAUUGUUACAUCAGAUACUGUUUGACAGCCAUGGUACAACAAUGUUACAGUAGUGGUACAACAUUGUUACAUCAGAUACUGUUUGACAGCCAUGGUACAACAAUGUUACAGUAGUGGUACAACAUUGUUACAUCAGAUACUGUUUGACAGCCAUGGUACAACAAUGUUACAGCUGUGUUACACUGUUGCAUCUCCUCGACAAGUGUGGUUCUGCACCAUAUGCUCAGUCUCUUCUUGUGUUUCCAUGGACAGUGUCCCUUCACGUGUUUUUGUUCCUUGAAAACACACUCACUCAACAGGAUGGAAGCAUAGGCUUAUAUGUGCUGCAAGAUCUUCAUCAAGAUUUCUCAGGAUUACGGAUGGAUACAACUGUACUAGUGUCCAUCUAAGAUUUGAGGCCACUGUUCCUGUGAUAUUAAAUCAGUACAUUUGUUUAUUAUCCUUUAAUUCAAUAGAGGAGGAAUAGUUCUGCAAGGAUAUACUUUGUAGAACGGUCUUGUAGUCUUAGACAGAAGACGCUGCCGUGCUUUCCUUUGAUUUAGACACAGUUUGCAUCAGCCAAAAUGGUGUUUACGCUAUGUGUAAAAGGGCUUAAUCAAAACAUGUAUAGAAUGCAGUUCUGGUAUUUCAUGUAGUACCACAUUCCAAGUCUAUUGUGUUCUUACAGUCUGUUGUGAGACAUCACUCAUAAUUCUGUGUUUGCUUUUCUUAGUAUUUAUUGUUGACUGUAAACUUUGUUCCUGACCAGCGUGGGUGCUUGUGUAAAUUGGUACAGUUGGUAAAUUGGUAAGUAAACAGUGAUCAUCUUUGUCUUCUCCAGUUUAUUAACCUUUGGAAAUGUUUUAUAAUAACUUAAUACUAUUUGAAUAUUAAGAGUAAGAAUGACAAGGCAAUAACAAAUAUAUUAUUAAUUUUUUAUUUUUUUUAAAAAACUGGAAACUUAAUUUUUAUAUUGAUGAAACAAGUUCAGAAGAUAGGACACCAUAAUUUAACUGGAAUAUUAGUGAGUGCAGCUUUAAGCAAUAAACAAACAAGCACACAUGACAUAUGCAAUGUUUCUGAUAAAAGUACCAAAAUAUGUAUCAUGGCUGAUUUUUGCUUGUUUUGGAGUGGGCAUGAAAAGACUAGUACAUGUAGUCACUUAGGGUCAUUGGAUAUAGAUUUGUAGCUUAUUAAUCUUCCUAAGGGUUAUUUGUUUGGAGGUGUUUUUCACCAUGAAAUAUUAUAAGUUAGUUUAUGACAAAAUAUUUUUACUUAUUGAGGAAUUACUUUUAAAAAAUAAACAUUUUGGUUAGAUAUGUACAAAGGUGUCAGUGAAUAGACAAAAGCUUGAAGUACAAUCGUGACACCCCCAGUCCCCACACCCACUGCCACAUCACACAGACAUGCACCUCCCCACCCAACGCACAGAUGCAUGCUGAUUGUGGCAAAUCGGAUAAAUAAGUGAUUGAUUGGUUGUUAAAUGGUAGUAAACUUGUCAACAUGAGUUAAUUAACCCUGCCCCAGUUGAUUUUCUUUGAAUAAGGUAUUUAUUUAUCAACACACUUUAGAUUUAUAAAUUGUUGGGCAUUUGGAUGUAAAUUGCUACAUUGUUACCUAAUCAAAAAGUUUUCAAUCCUGAAAUUAAGUGCAUUAAUAACAUCAGAGAUAUUUAAAAAUUUUAUUGCAAGUAUUAAGUAAAAUAAUGAGUGCACACUGUAGUCAUUGAUGGGUGAAAUUUAAAAACAAAUUAACUGUUAGUAAAAUAUGCUAGAUAGCAAGGUCUUCAUUGGUUGAGUGUCAGUCCAUUUCUACUUGCUCCAUCUUCAUGUAUCAUAUUAGUCAUCAACGACUGCCACAAGGGGAGGUCACUCCCAUGAUAUUAGCUUCUUGUUGGGAGAACCUGUUGGAUACCUCUUAGUACGUCAGAUAUUUGUAUAUGUCCGUUCACACAAGCAACAUAGGAUAGCUGUGCAUGUUGAUAAUUUCUCUUGCAUGUCACUUGUCUUACAUCCCCAAUUUAUUGAGGGAAACUGAGGCCAUUAGAUAUAUGGAUGGAACCUUUUAGACUCCUUGACUGAAAAUCUGACUGAGUAAGCAUAGUACAAUUUAGACUUUGUGUUCAAGGUUUGUUGGGGAUCAAUGUACCGGCACAUCACCUCAUUAAAGUACCUGUGUCUCAAGGCUCGACCUGGACCUAAGUACCCGAUUUUAAAGGUGAUAUGCCACACAAUCAACAUUUAAAAAAUAAAAUAAUGUCUGCAGACAGUGUAUUGUUUCUCUUCCAUGUCGGAAACACACGUUAGUGAAGUGAAGAUGUGAGUUAUCUCCCCUGGCUCAAGUACGAGUACCAUCACCCCCCUAGUCUCACCCUGCAGUAUUAACAUAAGCAGAUGGUUAGAGAGAACAUAUCAUAAGAUCAGUGUAUUUUCCAGCCAAGGAGGUAGACAAAAUGUCUAUUACUCCUAAAAGUUUGAAAUACAAGUUGAAACAAAAUACAAAAGAAAAAUAAGCAUAUUAUCAAAAACAAUUUUUUUUUUUUUUUUUUCUUUACAGUAUCAGAAAAUGGCUAUGGCCUUGUUUAUAUGGUGCUUGACUUAUGAUUUUGCCAAUAUUAAAUGCAUGUUAAACUUGCAGACUGGACUGACCAGAAAAAUCUGGUGUGGUGUUCUGCUCAUGUGCUAAAAUAUGUUUGUAUGAUAUAGUUGUUUUAUAUCACCCUACCGAGAACCAAAGGAGUUAUGUGACAAAAUAACCAACAGUCAAAAGUCAUCAACUUGCACUGUACAGCAUAUUUUAUUGUAUGAGAAAGAGAUAUAUGUUCUCUUUGUAGCAUAACAGUCCGUAGUAAUGUGAUAAUUAUUUGAAAUGAAAGGUUGAUUUUUUUAAUUUGCAUUUCAGUUCAGUAUCAAUUUUGACCAAAUAUCAAAGUAAUAUAUAUGCUGUAGAGGAAUUACAUUUCGUACCCUGAAAAUAAUCAGAUUUAGUGCAGUGAACACAAAAUUCUUUAUAGUUGAAGUGAAGCAAUAUUUGCAAUUGUUCUAUGUUCCCUUACUUAUUUACACAUAUAUAUAUAUAUUAUUUCUGUCUGAUCAAGUAAUGUCACGACAUGCUUUGGUUUUCUAAUGUUGGGAUGUGUCGUUUAGGGUUUUUAAAAAAAUGAUAAAAUCAACAUAAGGAACUUGUGCCAAAAAAUAGUUUUUCACUCUUUUGCAUAAUAUGAUAAAUUAAUAUGCUGGAUAUAUUAUUGCAUUAGUCUGCUGGAACAAGUGAUAUUGAAUAUUGGUAUUGAUACCUUGAUAACUCCAUUAGUAUGCUGCAUAGUGGUAUGUGGGAAUACACCGGAAAUAAAUGUGUUUAUAGUCUAUGCAUGUCAUAAAGCUGUCAUAUUCCAUGGCAGCUCAUGACACCUGUUCUACACCCUGUAGGAAUGGAAUAACACUGGAAGGAACUCUGUACAUAAAAUCUUUCACAUUAAGUCGGCAAAUUCUGCUUCCUUCAUAUAUAAUGUAGGCAGCAAAAGGGCAGCGUUAUCGCAUGAUUUCAUCCCAGAUAGUAAACUGACCGACCCUUCUGCAUAUUUAUACGGCAUGUUGGUGGAUUUUGAUAAAAGCUUUUCUUAAUGGUGACUAGAAAUCAGGUUUAUGAAAAAAAUCUAUAUUAAUGGUCCUGACAGCUAUCUCAUUGUGUUGUGUAAUGUUAUAGUCACUUGAAGUGGUGGAACUAGUGAAUCCUCCAAAUGCUGGUAGAGAUGAUCUAUGGAUUGAGGUGAGCUGAGUGCACACAGCAGUUAGCUCAUGUUAAUCUGGGGAAAUGUUAGGUGAUAUGUGAAAUAACCCUUAAGAUCUACAAAUGUCGGAGUUGCAGAAUACCUUCAGUUUGGCACCGUGUCAUGGUGGCCUGUUAUGGAUCAUGAUAUUCUUACUAUGUCGGCAAUGGUGAAAGGAUCAAGAAUAGGCAGGACAGCAGAAAAACAGAAACAUGUUCUCUCAAGCGGAGUCGUGAAGGUUUGAAUUGCCAAGGUGUCACUGUAUUCUGCCAGCAGAGCUGAUAUACGGAGAUUUAUUGUACCUUUUCCAGGUAACAUGUAACAGUUACUAACCGAGACUGAGAGGUUCAAGUAAGAUGAUCACUCGUGUACGUUUUUUGGUUUGUUGUUAAACGCCGCACUCAGCAAUAUUCCAGCUACAUGACGGAGGUCUGUAAUUGGAGUCUGGACUAGACAAUCCAGUGAUUGACAUCAUGAGGAUCGAUCCAUGCAAUUGGGAUACGAUGACAUGCAUCAACCAAGUCGGCGAGCCUGACCAACCGACAGUUAGUUGCCUCCUACGACAAGCAGUCACCUUUUACAGCAAGCAUGGGUUGCUGAAGACCUAUUCUACCCCGGAUCUUCACGGAUGUACAAUGCACCUUCUCGAGUGUCCAUCUAUCUUGAACAUCAAGGUCAGUAAC